UGCGCCCGCUGCCGGCCCGUGCGCCCCAGCCGCGCGCCGCACCCCUGCGCCCGGCCGGGUUCCUGCGGACAGCUGCGCGGGCGCCCAUCGCCGAGACAGGGACGCCCGCGAGGAGCUCGGCGCGCUCCCCGUCCCACCCUGAGCGCCAGAGCACAGUCCGGGAGGUCGACGCGUCCCGACUCGCAGCGUCGAUGGACAUCUGAUCCCCUGCUGCCUUUGUUUGAAAACCAAGAAGUUUUGUUGCGCUGAUUUAACUGCCUGCAGUUUUUGCUGAUGCUCUCAUGAAAAAAAAAAUGCUGAUUCUGUCCUUUUUAACCCGUGUGAAACUUUGACUUUUCAUACACUUGUUCAUUCUUUUACCCUCCAUCAAGAUGUCUGAACCUGACUCUUCGUCUGUGUUUUCGGGAAAUGUGGAGAAUGGAACUUUCCUUGAGCUGUUUCCCACAUCCCUGUCCACAUCGGUGGACCCGUCCUCAGGCCACCUGUCAAAUGUCUACAUCUAUGUGUCCAUAUUCCUCAGCCUUUUAGCAUUUCUGCUUCUGCUUUUAAUCAUUGCCCUCCAGAGGCUCAAAAAUAUCAUCUCCUCCAGUUCCUCCUACCCGGAGUAUCCAAGCGACGCUGGAAGUUCUUUCACCAAUUUGGAAGUCUGUAGUAUUUCCUCUCAAAGGUCCACUUUUUCAAACCUUUCUUCAUGAAGAAAAUGGAAGAAUCCUUGCAGGCUGCAGCUGCUUAGGUUUUCCUUUACAGGAAAUGUUGCAUGAAGCCAUUGCCUGAUGAAAGAAAUGACCCUUUUGAUUUUGUCAACUAAUUAGGCCUGUUUCCCCUUCUCCUUCACGCCUGAUUUUUUUUUUCCGUUCAUGAUGCUUUUCAUUUGUGAAUGUAGAAGCUGAUGCUGACAGAAAUGCGUGCAAACCUCGAGGUGCAGAAUUUCACACAAACCACU
This is a messenger RNA of Ceratotherium simum simum (southern white rhinoceros), 943 nucleotides long. The record is from RefSeq and is a predicted model, not a curated record. NCBI's taxonomy places the organism in Eukaryota, Metazoa, Chordata, Mammalia, Perissodactyla, Rhinocerotidae.